Molecule: messenger RNA, 2886 nt
Organism: Pleuronectes platessa (European plaice)
Lineage: Eukaryota; Metazoa; Chordata; Actinopteri; Pleuronectiformes; Pleuronectidae
Product: gastrula zinc finger protein XlCGF57.1-like
Exons: 2
Coding region: 27-1874 (615 amino acids)
Biological process (GO): regulation of transcription by RNA polymerase II
Cellular component (GO): transcription regulator complex; PcG protein complex
Molecular function (GO): DNA-binding transcription factor activity, RNA polymerase II-specific; RNA polymerase II cis-regulatory region sequence-specific DNA binding
Source: RefSeq, a predicted model, not a curated record
UUCCUGUCGCUGUCUGUCUUUGUCAUAUGGUCUUUGUCCCCUCAGAGACUCAGAGUGAGGAGAGGAGGAACAUGUCCGCCGUGCAGCUGCUGCGGGUGUCGGUACAUGAGCUGAUCAGCGCUGCCGCUGAAGACUUCCUGCUGCAGGUGGAGAAAGGAGGAGGAAAGGAUCAAGUCCCGGAGCUGAGAGCGAUGCUCACCGAGCGGCUCGCGGCGGCGGGGGAACAGAUCCUCGCGGGGCUUGAGGAAACCUUGUUAGAGUACGAGGAUCGAGUGGGGCGGUCCGAGCGGGAGAUCUGCCGACAGAGGAGGCUGCUCGAUGCCGCGAUGCAGCCCGUAGUCCGGCUGCACAGAGCAGACGUCCAGCACCGGAUGGUGAAUAAAGAAGAGGUUCCCUCUGAGGAGCAGCAGUGGAGCCCCCUUGUGAACCAGGAGGACCUAGAGACCCCCCGCAUUAAAGAGGACCCAGAGCUCCCCCACAUUAAAGAGGAACAGGAGGAACCGUGGACCGAUCAGGAUGGACAGCAGCUUAAAGGACUGGAGGAGGCUGAUAUCAAGUUCACAUUGACUCCUGUCGCUGUGAAGAGUGAAGAAGAUGAAGAGAAACUUAAAUCGUCAAAGCUUCAUCCAAGUGAGAUGACGGAGAACAGAGCAGACUUCGGAGGACAAGAACAAGCCAGGAACUCAGCUCCUGAUGGACGUUUACAACCAGGUCCUGAAGACAAGACUGAAGACUCUUCUGAGACUGAAGUCAGUGAGGAUGAAUUGAUGGAGACCAGGGAAACUCAGGCUGAUUUAAAUACAAGAAAUAACAAACAGCCUCUAAGUGAUAUGGGAUGUAAGACAGAAAAAAAACUUUUUAGUUGCUGCGAGUGUGAUAAAAGAUUUAACAAAGGGUCCAAUCUAAAUAGACAUAUGAGGAUUCAUACAGGAGAGAAACAGUUUAGUUGCUCUGAGUGUGGUAAAAGAUUUAACAGAAAGGGUGGUCUAAUUACACAUAUGAUGAUUCAUACAGGAGAAAAACCGUUUAGUUGCCCUGAGUGUGAUAAAAGAUAUACCGAAAGGGGCAAUCUACUUAAACAUAUGAGGAUUCAUACAGGAGAGAAACCGUUUAGUUGUUCUGAGUGUGGUAAAAGAUUUACCCAUAGGUGCCAUCUAAAUACACAUAUGAGGAUUCAUACAGGAGAGAAACCGUUUAGCUGCUCUGAGUGUGGUAAAGGAUUUAUCGAAAAGGGCAAUCUAAAUACACAUAUGAGGAUUCAUACAGGAGAGAAACCGUUUAGCUGCUCUGAGUGUGGUAAAGGAUUUAUCGAAAGGGGCAAUCUAAAGACACAUAUGAUGAAUCAUACAGGAAAGAAACCGUUUAGCUGCCCUGAGUGUGGUAAAAGAUUUCACAGAAGGGGCGGUCUAAUUACACAUAUGAUGAUUCAUACAGGAGAAAAACCGUUUUGUUGCCCUGAGUGUGAUAAAAGAUAUACCGAAAAGGGCAAUCUACUUAAACAUAUGAGGAUUCAUACAGGAGAGAAACAGUUUAGUUGUUCUGAGUGUGGUAAAAGAUUUACUCAUAGGUGCAAUCUAAAUACACAUUUGAAGAUUCAUACAGGAGAGAAACCGUUUAGCUGCUCUGAGUGUGGUAAAGGAUUUAUCGAAAGGGGCAAUCUAAAUAUACACAUGAGGAUUCAUACAGGAGAGAAACCGUUUAGUUGCCCUGAGUGUGGUAAAGGAUUUAGCCAUAGGAGCAGUCUAAAUAAACAUGUGAUGAAUCAUACAGAAAAGAAACCGUUUAGCUGCCCUGAGUGUGGUAAAAGAUAUACCCAAAGAGGCAAUCUAAAGACACAUAUGAUGAGUCAUACAGGAGAGAAAUCGUUUAGUUGAUCUGAGUGUGGUAAAAGAUUUAAGAUUCGGUCAUACUGUACGAGACGUGAGGAUUCAUGAAGGAGAGAAGUGAUUCAAAUGCAACCUUUGCAUCAGGUAUUUAUUAAGAACUAUGAGCAAAUAUUCAUAUUAUACAUAUUCAUAGUUCACUGUUUUAAAGGGGACAUAUUAUGAAAAUUCCACUUUUGUAGUGCUUCUACACGUUAAUUUGGGUAUCUGGCAUGUCUACCGUCCCAAAAACUUUGGAAAAAAACAACUCCUGCGAUUUGUUGUGGUUCCUUUGUCAGAAACGAGACGGCAGUACGGCCUAAAAGUACGUCAUUUUCCAACCAUGCCUUGGACCAGCUUGCUGCUACCCGUCAGACAUCUAAGUGGCCGCAUAAACAUGCUGAUGGUCAAGGCGGAGACCCCUGGGACACCUCUAAACGUCGACUCAGCAGUGUGGAAGGAUGCUGCUGCGCCAGCUCCAGCUCCAACUGCUGGGCGGCGCUGGGGCUCUGGCAGCCAGGCUUCGGCCCACCUGACUCUGGUUCAAAAACAAUAAGGUUGAAAGAUUGUCCUCUUCGUCUCCACUAGCCAUAUUUCUACAGAGGUAAUAGAUAGUUACAAAUCUGGGCGCUUGUAUCUCGUGAAGGGGGGGCACUCAAAACAGGUCAAUCUGAGGAGGGCUGUUUUAGACAGGGUAAAAAGGGUGCGGUUUUAAAUGAUCCUUGUGGUAUUUUGACCAAAAUAUGCUACAGACAUUUCAUUAAGACCUCUAGGAACCAUAUCGACUGUUGUAAAAUGGGCAAGCGAUGGGUCUUUUAAGUAGACUAUUAACCGUUUUUAUGUCUCAGAAAAUAUAAAUCUUUCAAAUCAGUGUUUAUAAAUCGUGUUUCUACUGAUUUCUACAAAAUGUAUCUAUUUUUCAUAAAGUCCUUAUGUCAUUUUAAGGUUAAAUUGUGUUCCUUGCACAGUAUGAAUGUGUGUUCUUAAUUAGUUAAUAUGAUUAAAUGUGUUUGUUUUAAGACAA